UUGUUUUGGUUAGUGUCAAAUGUUCUGAAUGAAUGAAUGUCCGCUUUUCUCCGAAAGGGGGCGCCAGACACCGUUUGGUAACUCCAUCUGCAACGGCAUGCAGCGCGCUUGGGCUGGCUGUGUCCUUUCUCCUCUCCUCGAAGCGCCCACCUUUAAAAGGGUGCCACGGUGGGACUCCGGUCCGUGUAUUGCUGCAGACCACACCAGGCUGGACCCAACUGACAGAGCGUGCGUGACUGUGACUGUGACUGGUUGUUUUGGUCGGACAAGAAGCAGAGGUGUCUUCGGGAACAUCUGGAAAGUCAACCUCAACCAUAAAGUCAACCCAAAACAUUAUUGAGGUGCAUUAGCCCUAUGCAGUAAUAGCCUAUAGACGUUUUCAUUUCACCAACUUGGAUCAACCAACCGUUAGCUGCAGUCCUACACAUACUACUGAGAUCCAGGAUGAGCCGCCGCUAAGACCAGUCUGCUGUGCUGUCGAGGGAGGCAACGCAUCUACCCCGUGAUUGGCUCGCCCGUCUGGUGUUCCAUCGCAUCCGCCAACUGUGAUUGGCCACCUCCUCAUCUGGUGGUGUUGUUGAGGGAGGGAACACAUUCUGCUCUCUGAUUGGCUCUGCCCUCUCGCGUUCCGUCGCAUCCGCUUCGUGAUUGGAUGAUCUUGUGUUCCAUUGCGUAAUUCUCCUGGUGUCGUCCAGUAAGUGAAGACACUCACUCUUGUGAUUUGCUCGUCUCAUCUGUGGUCGUCGAGGAAGGGAACCCAUCCGUCUUCUGAUUGGCUAAGUCAUCUGGUGCUGCCCAGGAAGGGGAAGCCACCUGCCGUGUGAUUGGCUGAUCUAGUGUUCCGUCUGGUGGUAGCCAUGGCGAAGAGCCCAGAGGUGAAACUGGCCGUGUUUGGCCGCGCCGGUGUGGGGAAGUCAGCACUGGUGGUGAGGUUCCUGACAAAACGCUUCAUCUGGGAGUAUGACCCUACACUUGAAUCCACCUAUCGCCACCAGGCCAACAUCGACGACGAGGUCGUCUCCAUGGAGAUCCUGGACACAGCAGGACAGGAGGACCUGCUCCAGAAGGAGGGCCACAUGCGCUGGGGCGACGGCUUCAUCAUCGUCUACGACAUCACGGACCGGGGCAGCUUCGAGGACGUGGCCCCUCUGCGCGGCCUCCUCGAGGAGGUCAAGAAGCCCAAAAACGUGCCCCUGGUGCUGGUGGGCAACAAGGCGGACUUGGAGCACGCGCGGCAGGUGGGCACGGAGGAGGGCGAGCGGCUGGCGGCCGAGAUGGCGUGCGCCUUCUACGAGUGCUCAGCGUGCGCCGACGAGGGCGGGUGCGUGGCGGAGGCCUUCCACGAGCUGUGCCGCGAGGUGCGGCGGCGGAGGGCCGUGCAGGGCAAGACCCGACGCCGCAGCUCCACCACGCACGUCAAGCAGGCCAUCAACAAGAUGCUCACCAAGAUCAGCAGCUAGACCUACAGUGGUUCUCAACCUUUUUUGAACAAACGCCCCCUACACCUCAUUCUAAGCCUCCCAACGCCCCCUUGAUAUCAUCAUGAAACUGCCAACACCCCCCUUAAGUAUUAAAAAAAAUCUAAUGGACUAAUGCUCCCAAUGACAACUAAGCCCUGCCCCCUCUCAGCUGUACCCUUCUCAAUGCACCUCUAGGGCUCCAUAAUACCCCCUGGGGGGCUGUAGAGCCCCCGUUGAGAAACGCUAAGCUAGACGGAGGGAGGGCUAGAGCAGUGGAUAGAGGGAGGGAGGGGAGGAUUGAGGAGGGGAGGGGAUGGAUGGAUGGAUGAAUUGAUGAGUGCUGGAUUGAUGAAUGAAUGCUUGCAUGGAUGAAUAUGGGCGGAUGCAUGGAUGAUGGAAGGAGAGGUGAAUGCAUGUAUGAAUUAAUGUAUGUAUGUAUGUAUGUAUGUAUGUAUGUAUGUAUGUAUGUAUGUAUGUAUGUAUGUAUGUAUGUAUACAUGUAUAUCUAUGUAUGUUUGGAUGGAUAGAUGGAUGGAUGGAUGGAUGUAUGUAUGGACGGAUGGAUGGAUGGAUGGAUGGAUGGAUGGAUGUAUGUAUGGAUGGAUGGAUGGAUGGAUGGACGGACGGAU
Messenger RNA from Engraulis encrasicolus (European anchovy), 2089 nucleotides. RefSeq names its product RAS-like, estrogen-regulated, growth inhibitor (gene rerg). The transcript is spliced from 6 exons. Gene Ontology annotation, molecular function: GTP binding; GTPase activity. Lineage: Eukaryota; Metazoa; Chordata; Actinopteri; Clupeiformes; Engraulidae. Bases 858 to 1460 code for a protein of 200 amino acids. The record is from RefSeq and is a predicted model, not a curated record.